AUGGCCAGUGCUUCUUUUGACGCCAAUAAUCUCGACGAUCAACCGCUCGUAGCGAACAUUGUUCCGGAGCUCUACAUCAAGGCGCACCAACUCCAGCGAACGAUCAGCGUCAAAGCUCUCGACCUACUGGCAUUGUCCUUCGCAUCAUCCAACGACGCCAACCAGCAGUUCCUCGACGUGGGCUGUGGGACGGGCGACUUCACGCGGCAAGAACUGCUGCCGCGCUGCGAGCCCUGCCGAAGGAUUGUGGCCACCGACGCCUCUCCAACCAUGGUGGAGUACGCCAGGAAAAACUUCCCGCACGAGAAGAUCGCGUACGAAAUACACGACAUCGAAAGCGACGUCUCGAGGCUCUUAGAGAAGUAUGGCAAGUUCGAGCGCGUCUACUCGUUCUUUGCCUUGAACUGGGUGGAAGACCUCGCGGCGGCUGUCCGAAACGUGGCCGACUUGAUGACCGGAGAUGGCGAGUGCUUACUGGUGGUGUCGGCUCGCAUCUGUCUCUACAGGAUCUGGAGGAGAAUUGUGGAGAUGGACCGGUGGAAAGAGUACAAGAACGUUGUCGAGCGUUUUAUUCCACAAAGCCAGGAUAUAGGAGACGGGCAGGGCCUCACCUCCUAUAUGCUAAACGUUCUUCAGAAAGCCAACCUCAAGCCGCGCACGUGCGAAGUGCUAACUCAAGACUCACGCAGCAUGGAUAGAGACGAAUUCAUCCAAAUCCAACUUUCACUAAAUCCGAUUAUGCCAUUGCUGUCCGAGGAAUCAAAGACGAUACUCAAGAGAGACGUGGCGGAGGUUGCGCUCAAGUUUUUGUCCGAGAAACCAGCCGGGGAUCCGCAGUACCUCUCGGACGUCUUCGUAGUUCAUGCAAACAAAAUUUCCAACGAAGCUUAA
Ixodes scapularis (black-legged tick) is the source of this 891-nucleotide messenger RNA. Its product is annotated as juvenile hormone acid O-methyltransferase. Bases 1 to 891 code for a protein of 296 amino acids. Lineage: Eukaryota; Metazoa; Arthropoda; Arachnida; Ixodida; Ixodidae. The record is from RefSeq and is a predicted model, not a curated record. The transcript is spliced from 3 exons.